Messenger RNA from Lingula anatina, 696 nucleotides. RefSeq lists its product as uncharacterized. NCBI's taxonomy places the organism in Eukaryota, Metazoa, Brachiopoda, Lingulata, Lingulida, Lingulidae. The record is from RefSeq and is a predicted model, not a curated record.
AUGGGAAAGGCACUUCACUGUCGAGAGCAGUUUGGAGACAGGGACACUAGGACCAAGUGCAAGGCAUCACAAUGCAAAUAGCUCUAACCGUACUCGUGUUCCUUCUGGGAGUUGCCUCUCUUGCUAACGGAACCCCCAUCGGUCCCUGCGCCAGCAUGCAGGCCGUGUGCCGUUACCUGGGUCACGGAACCACGGUGAAGAUGACCUACCCCACAUGGGUCGCCUCUUGUAUCUGUGGCUCUUCUGCUGGACCAUCUGCAGAUAAUCCUGUGGGAUGCGACUGGCGCCCAGGCGGCGGGGUUCACGGCGCUCAACUCGACACUAACGGCAUGUGUAACAAUAUACAAGAGGUGUGUUCACACGUGGAUAAUGGUAACGAGGGUGUGCAGAUUAACUGGGAUGAUGGAUCGGCGAGAUUCGGCUGUGUGUGCGGGUCCGACCACGCCCCCGGAACUCCAAAUUACUCCGUCGUUGGCUGUAACUGGGUGGCCCCUACUGGUCUGCUCCUGCCUCAAACCAAGAAGUAGUAAAUUCGUACUACUGUGCAAGUGAAUGAAAUUCUACAGGACUUUAAAAUACGCUAACUUCUAUCUUAGCAAAAGCAUGAAUUAAGAAAAAAGUCUUGAAUGAAUGUAUCCUUCUAUUUAGAAAAUAAAAGUACCACAAAACAUUUGAUUUAAAAGUGUUUGUAUCAAA